AUGCUGACCAAAGACCAGUUUGUUCAGGGGCUAGAGCCACUCAGAUGUGGUAUCUGUCUGGACGACUACAGUACCGAGCACGUCCCUGUGCAACUUCCGUGUGGCCACAUCUUCGGAGACCACUGCAUCGUCAAGCAAGUCGAGGCUGAAAUGCCCAACAACAAUCGAUGUCCACUAUGCCGCCAAGAGCUUUUCCACCAGGAAGAUACACAUGUAUACGUCAGCGACGAGUCGGAGUUUGACGAUGCCGAUGACGAAAACGAGGAGGACGAAUGGGAAUUCGAUGAAGAGAGAUAUCAGGAGACCCUUGCUGGCCUUCUUCAUGACAGUGAGCCAGGUAUGGCACACUUCGCCUCCUCAGAUCUGGAGAUGCUUACGGACUCAGGGGAAGAGACAUAUGGCCUAGCACCCAGUGCACUUCACGCUGAGACCAUCGCCACGACAAGGAGGGAGCGCCUCAAUCGCCAGCGGGAGUUCAGAGUGCAUGCUGGGCGGGGGCGGGAUGGGGGCAGGGCAACCGUCCCGAAGCUACCCGGACGUACACGCACCUACAAUCAGAUUGAAGCAUCUGAUGUAGAAACGGAUGCAGACUGGUCCGGAUCUGAGUACGAGCCAGAGGAGGACAACGACCCAGCCGAUGAAUGUGAGGAGUAA
Alternaria novae-zelandiae is the source of this 654-nucleotide messenger RNA. RefSeq lists its product as uncharacterized. Bases 1 to 654 code for a protein of 217 amino acids. Gene Ontology annotation, cellular component: nucleus. The transcript is spliced from 2 exons. Lineage: Eukaryota; Fungi; Ascomycota; Dothideomycetes; Pleosporales; Pleosporaceae. The record is from RefSeq and is a predicted model, not a curated record. Gene Ontology annotation, molecular function: ubiquitin protein ligase activity. Gene Ontology annotation, biological process: protein ubiquitination; interstrand cross-link repair.